AACCUGCAAUCCAGUCUCAUCACUAUGAACAAAAGCACUGCUCUCGCAUUUUGCUUUUUCCUUCUGCUGCUAAGAGGGACACAAGGAAGUCCUCUCUCUAGGACAGUGCGCUGUACCUGCAUCAAGAUAAGUGAUGGAACUGUUAAUCGACAGUCUUUAGAAAAACUUGAAAUUUUUCCUGCGAGCCAAUAUUGUCCAAAGGUUGAGAUCAUUGCCACACUGAAAAAGAAUGGAGAGAAGAGAUGUCUGAACCCAGAAUCUAAGGCCAUCAAGAAUUUGUUGAAAGCAAUUAGAAAAGACAGGUCUAAACCAUCUUCUUAAAACCAGAGAGAAGCAAAUUCCUGCAUACUAAUAAGAAUGGACCAAAGAGGCUGCCUCCCCAUCACAUCUCUACACAGAGGCUAUGUCAAGUCCUGAUUGUCCCUGGUGUGCAGUUCUCUUAAAAUGUGACUAACCAGAGUCACCAGGCUAGCUGCUACUCCUACUGCAGGAGGGGAUGGUUCAUCAUCCCAGAGAAAAGUAAUUGUGGUAACAGAGUUCCUACCUCUGUGACUAACCCCAGUGAUGACUGUAAGCUAUGUUGAGGUGCUAUAUUCUUGGCCAAUACCAAGUCUCAGCCCUACUCUUGGCAUUAUCUUUACCUCCCCUGUCUCUGAGGAUUGUCAAGGAAUCUUUCCACUUAUUAGUUUACCAGUUUGGUCUCUAGAAACUGGAAAACAUGCAGUUAUAAUGCCACCUAUGUUUCUAAGAACAUCUUAGUUUCAUAAGCUUCUACUACUACCUUGUCCCCAAAGGACCACACACUUUUCUAACUCCAGAUAAACAGAGGAAGCUAGAGAUGUUUGGAAAUGUAUGUGUAAAUAUUAUUCAAUGAAAGAUUGUACAG
Molecule: messenger RNA, 886 nt
Organism: Jaculus jaculus (lesser Egyptian jerboa)
Lineage: Eukaryota; Metazoa; Chordata; Mammalia; Rodentia; Dipodidae
Gene: Cxcl10
Product: C-X-C motif chemokine ligand 10
Exons: 4
Coding region: 25-321 (98 amino acids)
Biological process (GO): chemokine-mediated signaling pathway; antimicrobial humoral immune response mediated by antimicrobial peptide; neutrophil chemotaxis
Cellular component (GO): extracellular region
Molecular function (GO): chemokine activity; CXCR chemokine receptor binding
Source: RefSeq, a predicted model, not a curated record